UCUUCCCAUGGCACAGAGAGGUGAGGGGGGGGAAGUGAACAGCGAUGAAGGGACGGUUGGGCACUCGGACCACAGGGGUGGUGGUGGUUCUAAGGGCGGUGGGAUGGAUGAGUUGUCGACGGGAGGGGAUGAGUCGGCAGCUCAAGCGAUGUCAGGGAAGGGGGAAGUGCUGACAGAGAGACCUCGGGAGGAAGGGAAAAAGAGGUCGGGUGGAGACGUUGAAGUUGGAGACUCACGUCAGACAAGGGAAGUGCUAUCUAAGAAUGUACAGCAGACAUCCGAGGAUGCACAACGGACAGAGGCUGAGGUCUCUGGGGGAAAGGGUGGAUGGCCUGAGGGCAAGAGGGGUCAUGAGGGUAUUGCGCACGCUGGGGGGGAAAGUGUGUCGCGAAGGGGGGAAACGGCGGUGGGUGACUUGGAAAAAGGCGUGUCUUCAAGUCUAGCAAAAGGGCUGACGCACAUCACGGGAGAUCGGGGCAGAGAGAUGUGGGAGAGUCAUGUCCCUGCGAGUCGGGGAAGGAGUCUGACGAGAGGCUCGGGGGCAGGGGAAAGGCGCCUAAGCGCAGAUCAGAGGAUGGCAAUGGAGGCAAUGGCAAUGUCAGGGUUUCACGCGUUAGCGCCGCGAAGUGAUGGGGGAGGCAAAGUGCCCAUGAAGGAGGAAGAAAAGCGCAAGAGGGGGGCUGGUGCCCAGGUGGAGGAAGAUGGUAGAGGGAGCAGUGCCUCGGACGAGGGUGGUGGAGGGGAUGGAGAGUCCCUUGGUGGGCAGCCACCGGGUGGGGGGAAGGUGGAGGUGAAGGGUGAAAGAGGUGCACAGUAUUGCGAGAUUAAAAACAAAUCUCGAGGGGUGAAGGUGAAGGGUGAAAGGGGUGAGAAGUACUGCGAGGGUGAAAGAGGUCCCGGGUACAAUUGUGAUGAGGAAAAGAAAUACCGCGGGCAGAAGGAAAGAAAGCAGAGCCAAAUCCCGGGAUCAAGGCAGACUCUCGGGGGGGCUGGGGGAAAGGGAAAACAAUCAUCACACGAGAACAUCGAAGACGACUCGGAGGGUGGGAUUGUAGAGGAGGAGGGGGGCCGAUCGGUGGUGCACAACACCGAGGGUGAUGGCCUGGCGACGGGGAGCGUCUCGUCCAACCACGGGAUUUUCCAGAAGUAGGGGUGCCGAACACGCCCCCUUCGUCCGGCCAGACGAAGUCUAGCAUUGGCACAAUGGGAAAUGUUUAUGACAAUGCAAAACCAGUGGAGAAUGCGUCAAACACUCAAAGGAAGGAAAUACGCAAGGCAAAUUCUCCGAGGGCAGUGAGGUGUCCGCUGGAUCCUCAAGCGGAGCACACGGCUGGUAGCAAUGGUGCCAAAAAGGGGUCGAUCAAUAGGGACACUAGAAAGGGAAAAAGCGUCACCGUUGAUCGUGCUGGCAGCAAGCAGAACCAUGAAACUGUUGCUUUACCAGUGAUAGAAGAAGAGGGCGUGAUAGGGGAUGCAUCCGCCUCUGAGAAUUCUCUCAAGCGUGAGGUUGAGGAAACAGCGCAGGAGGGAGGAAUUUUUGGUGAAGCACAAGAAGGAACAGAUCGCAUUUUUGCCGUACAAGUAUCUUUUAGUUCUGUGUCAGGAGAAAGGAGUAAUGGGGUGUACCCUCCGCCUCCUUUUACGUUCGCUACAGGUGAAGCGGCGGACUACCUGUCACCAUAUACUCGGUCGGUCGGUGGGGAUUUGACGAUGGAUCGACAUCGGCAUACGACUAGAGUGCAAGUGUUCGCGGGGUCGAGAGCGACAAAGAUGAUGUCGUGGGAGGCUCUGUUGGAUACGGGAAGUCCGGCAUCGUUUGUACAAGAAAGGUGUGUGCAAAAGAUGUUAGCAUGUGGUUCAGCUUCAGCUGAUAGCAUCGAAACAGGACUAAACAAGAAGUGGGGUGGGUUCCAUGGGGUGCCGUUGGUUACAGAUCGAAGAAUGCGAUUAAAUAUUGAAAUGUGGAAGGGCGGAAAAUCAGCGCCGGUUCAUUUCGGUACACCGACGGUACGGACGAGUGUGUAUGCGUACAUCGUGCCAGACUCAGCUAUGGGACAUGAUCUGAUACUAGGGAGGGAUAGUUGGUCUGAUUUUCCGGUUCGCAGAUUCCAAGACGUGUCGGACACAGAAACAAUUGUCACUUUUGUCAGUGCAAAUACUGAUAAAGUGGCAGGAGAUCACCGCUUUGAGGAAUGGGUGGGUAACGCGGUUGGUAUGGUGGAAACGGAAGGUGAUGGAAAGGUGGUGGUAAAAUCUAAUGGUGGUAGACGAUGGCUUCCAAAUGCAAUGUCAUGGGUUGAGGUAAAAUUAACCAACCUUGAUGGCAGUGAUGCUGCGGUGGGGACGUACCGGGUGCAGUUUGGAAAAAAGUGGUUCC
Molecule: messenger RNA, 2377 nt
Organism: Ectocarpus sp. CCAP 1310/34
Lineage: Eukaryota; Phaeophyceae; Ectocarpales; Ectocarpaceae
Source: the annotation of a GenBank genome assembly